UGUUGUAGUUGUUGUAUGGGAUGCAGGUUUCACUCAUCUACUGUCUUUGCAGCUGAGAAGGAACCAGAAGUUCAUUUACGACAGCUCAAAAGGUUUUCUUUGCGCGAGCUACAAGUUGCCACGGAUACCUUUAGCAACAAAAAUAUUCUUGGUAGAGGUGGAUUUGGUAAGGUUUAUAAAGGACGCUUAGCUGAUGGAACUCUGGUUGCUGUAAAAAGACUUACAGAGGAGAGAACCCAAGACGGGGAACUACAGUUCCAAACAGAAGUUCAAAUGAUUAGCAUGGGUGUCCACCAUCGCAAUCUGCUUCGUCUGCAUGGUUUUUGCAUGACACCAACAGAAAGGCUGCUUGUAUAUCCUUAUAUGGCUAAUGGAAGUGUGGCAUCUUGUUUAAGAGAUCGUCCACAAGGACAACCUGCACUUGAUUGGCCAAUAAGACAACGCAUUGCAUUGGGAUCUGCAAGAGGCCUUGCUUAUUUACAUGAUCACUGUGAUCCAAAAAUUAUUCACCGUGAUGUGAAAGCUGCAAACAUAUUGUUGGAUGAGGAAUUCGAAGCAGUUGUUGGAGACUUUGGGUUGGCUAAACUCUUGGACAACAAGGAUACAUAUGUUACCACACAUUCAUGUGGCACAUUUGGUCAUAUAGCACCGGAGCACUUUUCAACUGGAGUGUCUUCCGAGAAAACUGAUGUUUAUGGAUACGGAGUCCUGCUUCUUGAACUCAUCACUGGGCAGAGGGCAGUCAAUCCUCAGGUUGCGAGUGAUGAUGAUUUCAUGUUAGUUGAUUGGGUCAAACGACUACUGAAAAAUCGGAGGUUGGAAAGACUUGUUGAUGCUGAUCUAAAUGGAAAUUAUAUUGAUGAUCAAGUGGAGCAGCUGAUCCAAGUAGCUCUACUGUGCACACAAGGCUCCCCAGGGGAACGGCCCAAGAUGUCAAAGGUUGUCCGAAUGCUUGAAGGCGAAGGCGAAGGUUUGCCUGAAAGAUUGGAGGAGUGGCAAAAAGAGGAGGUGAUCCGCCAAGAUUUCAACACUAUUCAUCAUCCAAGUAACACUGCUAUUGGGGCUAUUGCUGGAGGGGUUGCUGUUGGUGCUGCUUUACCAUUUGCUGCACCUGCAAAAUGGAGAAAACCACAGGAUCAUUUCUUUGAUGUACCUGCUGAGGAGGAUCCAGAAAUUCUUUUACGACAGCUCAAAAGGUUUUCUUUUCACGAACUGCAAGUUGCAACGGGUACCUUUAGUAACAACAAUAUUAUUGGUAGAGGUGGAUUUGGUAAUGUUUAUAAGGGACGCUUAGCUGAUGGAACUCUGGUUGCUGUAAAAAGACUUAAAGAGGAGAUAACCCGAGGCGGGGAGCUACAGUUUCAAACAGAGGUUGAAAUGAGUAGCAUGGCUUUCCACCGCAAUCUGCUUCGUCUGCGUGGUUUUUGCAGGACACCGACAGAAAGGAUGCUUGUAUAUCCUUAUAUGGCUAAUGGAAGUGUGGCAUCAUGUUUAAGAGGUACUCUUCUAAAUUGGUUGCUGCAUCGUCCAGAAGGACAACCUGCACUUGAUUGGUCAAUAAGACAACACAUUGCAUUAGGAUCUGCAAAAGGCCUUGCUUAUUUACAUGAUCACUGUAAUCCAAAAAUUAUUCACCGUGAUGUGAAAGCAGCAAACAUACUGUUGGAUGGGGAAUUCAAAGCAGUUGUUGGAGACUUUGGGUUGGCUAAACUCAUGCACCACAAUGAUACCACAGCCGUACGCGGCACAAUUGGUCAUAUAGCGCCAGAGUACCUUUUAACUGGAAAAUGUUCUGAGAAAACUGAUGUUUUUGGAUACGGAGUCAUGCUUCUUGAACUCAUCACUGGGCAGAGCGCUUUAGAUCUUGCUCGGCUUGCGAAUGAUGAUGAUGUCAUGUUACUUUAUUGGGUCAAAGAACUAUUGAAAGAUCGGAGGUUGGAAACACUUGUCGAUGCUGAUCUAAAUGAAAAUUAUGUUGACGAUCAAGUGGAGCAACUCAUCCAAGUUGCUCUACUGUGCACACAAGGCACCCCAGGGGAACGACCCAAGAUGUCAGAGGUUGUCCAGAUGCUAGAAGGCAAUGUUUUGGAUGAAAGAUGGGAGGGGUGGCAAAAAAAGGAGUUGGUCCGCCAAGAUUUGGUCCGCCAAGAUUUCAAACCUAAUCAUCAUCCACGUACUAAUUGGAUCAUAGACUCAACUUCUCAUAUUCCUGUGGAAGAGUUGUCCAGUCCCAGAUGA
Molecule: messenger RNA, 2238 nt
Organism: Pyrus x bretschneideri (Chinese white pear)
Lineage: Eukaryota; Viridiplantae; Streptophyta; Magnoliopsida; Rosales; Rosaceae
Product: BRASSINOSTEROID INSENSITIVE 1-associated receptor kinase 1-like
Exons: 7
Coding region: 16-2238 (740 amino acids)
Biological process (GO): protein phosphorylation
Molecular function (GO): ATP binding; protein kinase activity
Source: RefSeq, a predicted model, not a curated record